AUGAGCAGAGAGAUCCCGGUAACAGUUCACCCCGAGUUCAAGCAGGGAAAACCCCGCAUUUUCACUCGAUCCUCGAGUUUGCCCAGUAGACCGAAACUGAAAUUGGUCGUGGAAACUGUUUCAAACCCGUGCGAGGCUUCUAAAGAAAGAUCUUCAAAGACAGCACACGAAAAUACACAAAACACCGAUGAUUCGUCGAAACAAAGGAAAAAUGGAAACAUCAAAAAUCAGCAAUACAAAUUGUGGAAAUAUAGUUUGCCUGAACAUUUUCAGCGAGUUCAAAAAUCGAGUGAAGAUGAGCCUUGUGAACAACAAAAUCACACCGAACGAAAAGAACAAAGAAGACAUUUUUUCAGAGAAAAUCCAUUUGUUGGAGAUUUGCAGAAGGCGUUUGAAGAUCAUUACUUGUCCCGAUCAAGUCUUCCUGUAAGACUGGGAAGAAGAAAUACGUAUAGUGCCAGAAGUUUACGAGAAACUUCGCCCUCCGCGCCAGAGAUUAGUAAAAUCUCUCUACCCAAGACGUCUUUCAGUAUUCCCAUUCAGGUUGAAGUCGAUGAGAAAGUAAAAGGUGGGGGUGAAAACGGAGAGGAGAUUCUAAAAGAAAAUAAAGUGAUCGAGGCAGAUGGCAAAAUAGAAGAUGCCCGCGGCUCAGAAAGCGUUCAAGUUGAAGAAAAAACUACCAAGGAAGCAGAGGUCGAUAUGAAGAAGGAUAAUUACACUAUACUCGACAUUGACAACGCUUGCGCCGUUAGUUUUGACAAAAAGGACUACUUCGAUAUGGCUACGAGCCAAGAAGCUUUGGGAAAAUCUUAUUUCAACGGCGGUGGAGAUGUUGGGGAGGAAAUCACCAAGACCAAUACUGAACAAUUUAAGGAAUACAUUAAAGAAUACACAGACAAAGGCGAAGAGUCUCAAAGUGAAGACUCAUUACCAUUGGAAUUUUCAGUUGAAAAUGAAAGCAAAAAUAAACUGUUAACAAUUCAAAGCAUUCUCACGAAAGCAGAAAAGCUUGAAAAGGAAGUACUUGCUUUUGAUGAAAGUAGCAAGAGUAAGGCGUACCUAGCUAUUGAAGAAAAACUUACGCGUCUUUUGAUCGAAUUGGAUGGCAUUGAAGCAAAUCGAGACGAAAACAUCCGCUUGACAAGAAAAAGGGCUGUGCAACAGUUGCAGAGAGCACUAACACAACUGGAAGAAAACAUUUCGUGCAGAGGCGUUCAAAACAACGAAGACAAAGAUUGGUCUCUAGGCAUGAACAGAUGCGAAAGUAUCUAG
This is a messenger RNA of Pocillopora meandrina, 1272 nucleotides long. The record is from the annotation of a GenBank genome assembly. Lineage: Eukaryota; Metazoa; Cnidaria; Anthozoa; Scleractinia; Pocilloporidae.